AUGUCCUGCCAGCAGAACCAGAAGCAGUGCCAGCCUCCUCCCAAGUGCUCCUCCCCCAAGUGCCCCCCAAAGAGCACAGCACAGUGUCUGCCUGCAGCCUCCUCCUGCUGUGCGACAAGCUCUGGGGGCUGCAGUGUCCCCAGCUCUGAGGGAGGCUGCUUCCUGAGCCACCACAGGCGCAGGUCCCACAGAUGCAGGUGCAGGAGCUCCAGUUCCUGUGACCGUGGCAGUUCCUGUGACCGUGGCAGUUCCUGUGACCGUGGCAGUUCCUGUGACCGUGGCAGUUCCUGUGACCGUGGCAGUGGCCAGCAGUCUGGGGGCUCAGGCUGUGGCCACAGCUCUGGGGGCUGCUGCUGACCUGGAUCCUGAGGCUGUGACAAGAGAGUUUGGAGGAAGCAAGACUCCCACAGGCCACAGAAAGCCAGCCUUGUCUGGUCCAUCCCUGGA
This is a messenger RNA of Myodes glareolus (Bank vole), 447 nucleotides long. NCBI's taxonomy places the organism in Eukaryota, Metazoa, Chordata, Mammalia, Rodentia, Cricetidae. The record is from RefSeq and is a predicted model, not a curated record.